Messenger RNA from Mytilus trossulus (common blue mussel), 4716 nucleotides. RefSeq lists its product as uncharacterized. Gene Ontology annotation, biological process: G protein-coupled receptor signaling pathway; cell surface receptor signaling pathway. The record is from RefSeq and is a predicted model, not a curated record. Gene Ontology annotation, cellular component: membrane. NCBI's taxonomy places the organism in Eukaryota, Metazoa, Mollusca, Bivalvia, Mytilida, Mytilidae. The transcript has 3 exons. Gene Ontology annotation, molecular function: G protein-coupled receptor activity. The coding region runs from base 378 to 4274 and encodes 1298 amino acids.
UGUAAAAGUCUUAUAUUGGUCACUUUUAUUAUCAAUAUGGUGCUUUCUUUGUAUACAUUACUUCCAGACAAAUUUGUGCUUGAACUCAAUAAUAUAGUGUUUCGACAAAAGCAUUAUAUGUUGUUCUUUGCUAGGAGAAAAUGAUGUAAGGCAGAAGUCAAUAUAAAGAGUUUUGUGCUGUUUUAUGUAUUAGACCACUUAUUCUGGUACUGUCAGUAAGAACAUACAUAACGAAAGAGGGACGAAAGAUACCAAAGGGACAGUCAAACUGUGGCAGAAAGUAGUACCCAUUUGAAAACAAAUUGUUCCUACGCAUACAUAUAGCUGUAACCUUGUCAAGAAAAUCAUUCGGAUUGUAGAAGAGCUGAUCACUAAUAAUGGAAAAGAAAUCAAUCUGGUUCUGUUACCUGUUCUUAAGUGCCAGUUUCUAUCAAAUAUAUACAUUCAACAUUUCCAAAAUUCUAGAUAUGUAUGUCUCGGCAUGUGGAAAACAAUUAUGCGAUCAAAGUAAAAUAAGCCAUGGAUAUCAACUUCUAUAUAAUACUUCAGUUAAUUUAGAGGUUUGUCCUUCAUGUGAAUGUGACUUAGACUGUGUAACAAGAGGCGACUGUUGUCCAGAUUUAUUUUUCUCUCUACAUCUUUCAUGUACUGAGACAAAGCUCCUACAUAAAAAAUAUCAUAAACCAGACGCUCCAUUAUUUAUUAUGGUAGGCAAGUGCAAUAGUACAGAAUCUGACAGGACACGACAGUGCGAGUCGACAUUUUCACCUAGGGAACAUUUGCAAAAUGGACCUGUGACAUCAAGGAAAACUGGAUUGACAUAUAGAAAUAAACAUUGUUCUAAAUGUUUUAAUGAAAGCAUUACAGACCUUAUUCCAUGGAGAUUAGAAAUAGACUGCUCAAAUUUUGCAGAUUUCAACUUUGUUUCAUCCUACUCGGAAAUAAUAAGUCUUGCAACAGAGCAAGAGUGUAAUAUUUUCUAUAUUGCCAGUGAUAAAAUAAAACAACCAAGAAAUUGUUCUACUGUUAACGAUCGCGAAGCUCCGGGUUUUUUGAACAAAUGUAACAUAACGGGAACAUGGCGAAACUAUGAUUCAAGUCUAGAGUACGCUUGUCAUCACUACGACAACCGGUAUAAAUUUUUCAGGAAUAUAUUUUGUUUUAUGUGCAAUCCACCAGAACCAACAACUUUAAUAAAUGAGUGUAAUGUUACAGGAUACUGGGAUAUCUAUCGCGUUGGUUUACUUGAAGCAUGUCUUCGAACACCCAAGAGUGGUAUAACAACACCAUUCAAAAAUUAUUACUGUUACCUCUGCAACCGUAACAGUACCAUUGGAAGUUCUAAAUAUUUGGAUGCUAAGAUGAACAUAAGCGAGAUGAUGAGCCCAAUCAUUUAUGGUCGAUAUUUCAAACUUGAGUUCAAUAUCGAGGCUCUUGAUAUAAGAUUCAUCAAAGAAAAACUAAUUAACGAUAUACAUAUCCAAGAUGAGUUUGAAGAGGAAAAGAGUAGAAAAUUUACCAUGAAUACCAAAACUGAAGAGCAAUCAGAAAAAAAUAUUAAAUUGUAUAACACGCUAAAUUUAACAAAUAUACACCGAAAGUAUUAUGCUAUGAUGGGAACUGGUUAUUUAUGUGACAGACAAUCAACGCAAAAAAGUAUGAAUGCUUGUGAUUGUGACGAUAAUUGCUAUUUUAAAUCAAAACCUUGUUGUAUUGACAAAAUGUUUGAACGGUCAACAGCAUGUACUGAUAUUGAAUUGUCGUCAACAGGUGACAGAUUUCUUGUAUAUAACAAAUGCAAAAAUACUUCAAACAUUGAAAUUAACAGAUUAUGUCAAAGCAGUUUUGAAAGAAGUUUAUAUUCUAGUUUGCCGAUUGAAGUAAACGUGAGAAAUUUUUCAGUGCAUUACAAGAACGUUUUCUGUCUGCUAUGCAAUGAAGAUAUUUCACCUUAUGAACUUCAGAAGUCAAUUAUGUAUUGGAGCAUUGCAGUUUUUUGCGAUGAAUAUAUUUCUCCAACCUACCAUGUGUCAUUUCAAGACUACAUAUCCCAUGUUAUUGACAGAAAAUGUCGCUACAGCAUGAAACCCAUAAAACAGGGAACGAAAUGUUCAAAAUAUUUAAGUUAUGAUAAAUGUAAUAUUACAGGCCAUUGGAUAAAUAAUGACCCAGAUAUCAGAUUUGCGUGCGCUGUUUUAAAUUUGCCUCGCAUCUGGUUCAAUGGGGAAAACCCGUUCUGCCAUAUGUGUAAUCCUUCAAAUCGCAACAACGUGAUACAUACAACCUGUAAUGAAACACAGUUACACAAUGUGUAUACACCAAACGACAUAGAAAAAUGUCAUGAACUACCGUCAAUACAGGCUCUUGUCCCAUAUAAAAAUUAUUUCUGCCAUGUCUGCAUCACAGGAACUGGUCCAACAUUCUAUUGGCUUCAACGUCCGCCAGUUACACCACAAAUCACGGAACCUACAGGCGCAAACGGGCCACUUCCGAUUUCAUUUCGGGAAAUAUUUGCUCUUGAGGUAUUUGAUGACUUACAAGACAACAAAAUGGAGAAAAUAUGUAACAAAACACAGAUAUUUGACGAGCUUAAGCACGAGUGCCGCGAUAUCCAUUGCUAUCCUGGAAGAAUUUUGACAAACAAUGGCUGUGUUCCUUUACUACCGUUUACAAGUAAUCUUGGCUAUAUAUUGUCAUUGACAUUGAGAGGUAAAGCUACGAGUACGAUUAACAAAACAACACAGUUUUUAGAUACGGUCGAGAAUUCGUUUUUCAUUUUUUUGCAAACAUAUUUAAACGUAAAGGGUUUGCUUCUUUGUUCAUCUGCACUACAUGUAAAUCUCAGGUGUUCAACAACUCUGAUAGAAGGAACGACCAUUGAUAUAACAUUAGAUCAAAAGAUAUUUAUAAACGAGACUGUUGAUAGAUCUUUAAUCGAAAAGCAGCUAAUCAAUCUCACUCACAGCACUUUUUCUGUACUAUACAGUAAUGUACUAUUUGAAUUCAUUAUAAAACAAUACUGGAAAUUACAUAAUUUUCCAGGCAGGACAAAACGAUUGAAUUCAACAGAAACUUGUGGUUACGAAAAUGUUCGUACUUUUACGAAUGCAAAUUGGUAUACAUAUUCCGAGGUCAGUGGAUUAUUAGUUUGUGAGCAAGUAGAAAUUGAUGAUAGUGAAUUCCGAAUAGACAAAGAUAAUAAAACAUUGACACUUAAUAUCAGUGGAUCGAUGAAGAAUUAUGGAAAUGAAUACAUUUUGAUGUCAGACAAAAAAGCUAGACUUUGUCUCAAGGAUUAUAAAGACAUUUUUGCAAGUCAACCAGCUUUCGAAAAUCCAGAAAUCACUCUUUUAGGUAUACUAAUGAUGAGUUGUACACUUUUGUCCUUAAUGUUCCUAUUUUUAACCUUCAUUGCCUAUUGCUUAUUUAGUACUCUAAGAUCACUUCCAGGAAAAAAUAACAUGUGCUUAGUGUUUGCCAUGUUUUUCGCUCACUUGUUAUUCCAGUUUGGGUUAUACGCAACUCAGUCAAACUCGAUAUGCAUAUUGAUUGGUAUUUUUAUGCAUAUGUUUUGGUUAGCAGAAUUCGGUUGCUUAAGUGUUUGCUCGUUCCAUAUGUUCCGUGUUUUUAGGAGUAAGAUAUUACUAUAUUCCUCCGGACAGUCGGGAUACAAUAACGUCUUAGUUUCAUAUGUUUUAUAUUCCUACGGACUGCCAGUUUUAAUAGUGUCAGUCAAUAUGAUAACAACUUUUUUGCAUGAUGGUUCUUUCGGAUACGGAGGACGCAUGUGUUUUUUAAAUCGACCAACAGCCAUUAUUGUUACAUUUAUAAUACCAAUAACGAUAGUAUGUUUGACAAAUAUAUAUUUCUUCAUUGUGACGUCAGUAAAAAUAAUCUCAACACCGAAAAUUAAGAGAGAAGAACAGAGUUCAACGUUAAAUCGUGUACAUUUUUCUAUUUACAUGAAAUUAUUCACAAUCACGGGCAUAACAUGGAUUUUCCAAAUAAUUGAUACCCUGUUUUCAGCGUCCGCUAUCUCUUUCGUUGUCUCAAUGCUUAACGCUCUGCAAGGGGUUUUUAUUUUUAUUUCCUUCAUGUGUAACAGAAGAGUCCUUCAGUUGUUCAGAAAAGCCAAACCAGCAUCGUCGUCGUCUUCGACAUCUAAUACGACACGAGGCAACAGAAUCGACACAACGACAACAUCGCUUAUUGACGCAUCGAAAACUGAAGUUGAUGUGCAUGUGAAAACUGAAGCUUUGAUGUCUUCUAAAUGAAAACAGAAGAUUGUUUCAAAUCAAGUCCAUGGAUAAUACAGAAGUUUGUGUAUAUAUGAAGGGUUUUUUUUCAAAGAAGAGAUAUUUGUAAGAUUCGAAAUUGCGUUAAUCUGAAAGUCAAACGACAAAAUCAACUUAAUUUAUUAAUAAAUUUAUUAAUUCAAUUCUUAUAUGCAUUGUCCUUCGAAAGACUACUAGUGUAUGUAUCUGACAAGGACUGCUUAAUCAUUAUGAAAUUUGACACUUUCAAAGAGUUCUCUAAUAUAUAUAAAUAUGUAUAUUUUUUUUGGUCAAUGUAUUGAACGCAAAUAUUCAGCUAUAUAUUUGUAUAUAUAUAUAUGUAUAGGUACUAAUAAAUUCAUUGCUUUUAAAAAUAUAACAAAUAUUAAUGCAGAGUGUAUCUUUAACAGACUAAUUAUAGAAAUGUCCGGUUUUAAUAAAU